AUGAGCGAGGACACAAAGAAGCACAGCAUAGUUGGAGGAGCGUCUCUAAUGGCGAAACCCCACCUCGAAGAUCGAAAGCCACUCGUUCCGUCGCCACUUUCUGCAUCGGCUUCUCCGGCGCCACCCGCAACUAAGAAAGUCAUAAUCAAAAGCGCCGAUAUGCUCCCCGACAUGCAAAAAGAGGCCGUUGAUAUCGCCGUUCUGGCUUUUGAGAGACACAACGUAGAGAAAGAUGUUGCAGAGACUAUAAAGAAGGAGUUUGAUAAGAGGCACGGUCCUACUUGGCAUUGCAUCGUCGGUCGCAAUUUCGGUUCCUAUGUGACGCAUGAAACAAACCACUUUGUUUAUUUCUAUUUGGACCAGAAAGCGGUUUUGCUUUUCAAGUCUGGCUAG
Molecule: messenger RNA, 393 nt
Organism: Lathyrus sativus (Indian pea)
Lineage: Eukaryota; Viridiplantae; Streptophyta; Magnoliopsida; Fabales; Fabaceae
Source: the annotation of a GenBank genome assembly